AUGCUUGGCAAGAUAGUUCAUUUCACCGCUGAUGCUAUUUUGAUAUCCGCAGUGCUUGCUGGAAUCAAACGAAACACUGGACUUCAACCUGCCACCUCCAAAAUUGAAAACAAAGAACUUCGAUCAUACAUCGACAGAUACUUGGGCGUAGGUGAAUGGGUUUUAGAUACUACUACCGUCUUGAUGAGCAACUCGUCGUACUUUGAGCGAAAGCACUAA
Molecule: messenger RNA, 219 nt
Organism: Umbelopsis ramanniana AG
Lineage: Eukaryota; Fungi; Mucoromycota; Umbelopsidomycetes; Umbelopsidales; Umbelopsidaceae
Exons: 2
Coding region: 1-219 (72 amino acids)
Cellular component (GO): cytoplasm
Source: RefSeq, a predicted model, not a curated record